Messenger RNA from Parasteatoda tepidariorum (common house spider), 1470 nucleotides. Its product is annotated as alcohol dehydrogenase class-3 chain L. Gene Ontology annotation, molecular function: S-(hydroxymethyl)glutathione dehydrogenase [NAD(P)+] activity; zinc ion binding; alcohol dehydrogenase (NAD+) activity. Gene Ontology annotation, biological process: formaldehyde catabolic process. The record is from RefSeq and is a predicted model, not a curated record. Gene Ontology annotation, cellular component: cytosol. NCBI's taxonomy places the organism in Eukaryota, Metazoa, Arthropoda, Arachnida, Araneae, Theridiidae.
AUUUUCCUUUACAUUCAUUUUUAACCUUGUAUUUUAAAUUGCUUUAAACUUCCUCUUUAAACGCGUGAUUCUAUAGUUAAACAGAGGCAGAAUAAUUUACAUUUAACAGAGUAACAUUUUAAUACAACGGAUAUUUGCAUCUUUUGCGGUUAUAGAUUCACAUAAUGGCAACAGCUGGAAAACCAAUUAUAUGCCGGGCAGCAGUUCUAUGGGAAAAGAGCCAACCUUAUUCACUCGAGAAUGUAGAAGUUGCUGUCCCUAAAAAAGGUGAAGUGAGAAUUAAGAUUGUAUCGUCAGGAAUUUGCCAUUCUGAUGUCCAUUUUCAAGAUGGAAUGAUGGAUAAUUUUGUUUUUCCUGCAGUUUUGGGACAUGAAGGUGCAGGAAUAAUUGAAAGUAUUGGCGAAGGUGUCACUAGAUGUAAAGAAGGGGAUCUAGUUGUGUUGGCUUUUGAAUCUUAUUGUGAGGAAUGUGAUUUUUGCAAGAAUCCAAAUUGCAACAUGUGCAUGAAACAACCGAGGAAUAAUUUGCAGAUGGAUGGCACAUCUCGUAUUACAUGCAAAGGAAAAUCUUUGACUCAAAUGUUUUCAAUCAGCACAUUUUCUGAAUAUACUGUAGUUUCACAAUUUAAUGUGGCAAAAGUUAACCCUAAGGCAAACCUGUCCUCUUUAUGCCUGGUGGGUUGCUGCCUGCCGACUGGUUAUGGAGCUGCCAUAAACGCUGGCAAGGUGACGCCUGGAUCUUCCUGUGCAAUAUGGGGUCUCGGAGGAGUUGGCAUGUGUGUUGUCAUGGGCUGCAGAGAUGCUGGAGCUUCUAAAAUUAUCGGAAUUGAUCUUAAUCCCAAGAAAUACGAAUUAGCCAAGGAAUUGGGAGCUACUGAUUUUAUAAAUCCAAAGGAAGUUCCUAAUGUUCCAGAAGCUUUAGCGAAAAUGACGAAUGGAGGAGUUGAUUUCUGCUUCGUGUCUGUUGGAAUACUUUCUGUUAUGAAUGAAGCAUUUAAGGCGAGUCAUCCCCAUUGGGGAAAGACAGUUAUAAUAGGAAUGGGUGAUAUGGGAGCAGCAGUCAAAGCGGGAGUUCUCGAUCUUCUUUUUGGAAGGCAAUUGAUGGGAACAUUCUAUGGAUCCUACAAAGCAGUGAGAGACAUUCCACAACUAGUGGAUAAAAUUGUGAAUGGAAAUAUACAAGUUGAAAAGCUCAUAACGCAUCGUUUAACACUGGAUAAAAUCAACGAGGGCUUCAAAAUGUUAAAAUCCGGUGAAUCGCUAAGGACUGUGAUAGAUUUUAACAAGAAGGAAUAGAUAAAAGAACAACAAACUCUGGCAACGUUAUUUUUGAUGGAAAUUAAAUUCAAUAUUGUAAUAAAGAUAACAAUAUUAUGCUGGCUGCUUAAGAUUCAAUAACGCAUUUUAUUUUUGUACAAUUGUUUUUUUUCUUUUAAUGAAUAUAAUAAAAUAUAAAAUUAUUUUUGUUUAA